UGUGAUGUUCUCAAAUGAACACGCGCAUAGCACGUGACCAUCUUUAUUUCUCCCUUCAGCAAGCUCUUUCUUCCCCACCACCAAUACGGAGUGCGAGUAGUGGUACAACUAUCAUCUCACACACUGCCUCUUUUCUCGCUCGCUCAUUUCUUUACCGACAAACGCAAAGCCCUUUCUUUCCCUUUUCUCGGAAUUUUCUUUUCGUGAGAAAAAAAAAAGCCCGAAUUUCGCCAUUCCUUUCCCAUUUCGACCGCACACACGCGCUCUGCAUUAUCUCGCACUCAAAUUCAACCAAUGUGUUCGUGCAAUCAAACUUGGUAAUUUUGGCGGAACUUUUCAGGCUCGAAUUGCGCGGAUCUCAAAUCCACGAAACCAAAUGCACGGGUACAGCCGCCUCGGCGGAGCAGCGCGGUCGCCGCCGUCGUCGCCGCGGUUUCGCCAUGGCCGGAGCAAGAGCAGCAGCUGGGGUUCGACGAAAGAGGGCAGUUCCAUGGAGAAGUUGGUGUUUAUUCUCAUGUCGGCGGUUUUCAGGAGGCGAGGGUUGCUUCUCUUUGCGCCUUUGUUGUACAUUUCGGGAAUGUUGUUGUAUAUGGGUUCGUUGAGCUUCGAUGUCGUGAGUAUAAAGAACGGUGUCGUUGUUGUACACAAGCGUGCUCCUCCCGGUUCUGUUUAUAGGAGUCCUCAGCUCUUCCAAAAGCUAUUGCCUUUCAUGGAGGCUGAGGCUGAGGCUGCCAAUGCCAAUGGAACUGUCAAUGUGUUGAUGAAAGCAUGGCCUAGAAAUGAGCUUAGAGAGUGGAAGCCCUGUGCUAACAGAAGUGUUCCUGAAACAGAAUUGCCAAAGUCAAAUGGGUUCCUUAUAAUUGAAGCAAAUGGUGGAUUGAAUCAGCAACGCUUAUCGAUAUGUGAUGCAGUUGCUGUGGCUGGGCUUCUAAAUGCAACUCUUUUUAUUCCUAUAUUUCAUUUAAAUAGUGUAUGGAGAGACUCAAGCAAUUUUGGUGACAUUUUCGAUGAAAAUUUCUUCAUACAAUCACUUGGAAAUCGUGUGCAUGUGGUGCGAGAACUCCCCGAUGACAUACUUCAACGAUUUGACAAUAACAUAAGUAAUAUUGUCAAUCUUAGAGUAAAAGGAUGGUCCAGUUCAGCUCACUAUCUUCAGAAGGUCCUUCCUCAGCUUUUGGAAAUGGGGGCUGUUCGCAUUGCUCCUUUCUCCAACAGAUUAGCUCAGGCAGUACCCUCAAAAAUCCAAGGGCUUAGGUGUUUUGCCAAUUUUGGAGCUCUUAGAUUUUCAGAACCUAUAAGAACACUUGCCGAAAGAAUGGUUGACCGGAUGGUUAAAUAUAGCUCCCAAAGUGGUGGGAAAUACGUUUCGGUGCAUCUUCGUUUUGAGGAGGAUAUGGUUGCAUUUUCAUGUUGUGAGUAUGAUGGUGGGGAGGAGGAGAAACGUGAAAUGGAUAUUGCGCGUGAAAGAAGUUGGCGAGGUAAGUUCAGAAGAAGGCAUAGGAUAAUAAAGCCUGGUGCAAAUCGUGUGGAUGGAAAAUGCCCGUUGACUCCAUUGGAGGUGGGAAUGAUGCUUAGAGGCAUGGGUUUUGAUAACACAACCUCAGUAUAUGUUGCAGCAGGAAAGAUUUAUAAAGAACAAAAGUACAUGGCACCACUUAAACAAAUGUUUCCACGAUUACAAACCAAGAAUACACUGGCAACACCAGAAGAGCUUGCUCAAUUUAUGGGGCAUUCGUCUAGGUUGGCUGCUCUUGAUUAUACCGUUUGCCUUCAUAGUGAAGUAUUUGUUACAACCCAGGGUGGAAAUUUUCCACACUUCUUGAUGGGUCACAGGCGCUACAUGAAUGGUGGGCAUGCAAAGACAAUUAAACCCGACAAAAGAAGAUUGGCUUUAUUAUUCGAUAAUCCUAAUAUAAGGGUCAAGAUACAUCAUCUAGAGGGCUUACUCAUGGAAGGAUCUGAAGACAAUCAGUUGCUUCCUUAUUGAAGGAUUGGUUCUGACAUGAUUGGAUCCUUUACAGCACGUGGGGUGAAAAUGGGCCUCAAAAAUUUAGGGUCUUGGUUGCUAGUGGAAGGUGCACUUGGCUUGACCACUGGUCCCAAAGGCAAUGGCAACAACAGGGGUAAGCAAGCAAUGGUUUGCUAGAGUGGAGCAACAAAAACAAAACUCCUAAGAUCUAGAGCUCUGAUACCAUGUUGAAGAGAAGUUGGGAGAAAAAAAAUUGUAAAUUAAAUGUAUGUUCUUACAUUCAUUAAUCUCCCUUGUAUGGGAUAACCAUUAUGCCUAGAAAGGAAAUAACAGUAACAGGGGAACAAGUAUCACAUGAUACUCUCAUGUGUUUUUGACCUCGUAAAAAUAUCUUGGAUAUUUAUAGGCUUGUUUCUCAUUAAAAAAAAAAAAAA
Cajanus cajan (pigeon pea) is the source of this 2403-nucleotide messenger RNA. Lineage: Eukaryota; Viridiplantae; Streptophyta; Magnoliopsida; Fabales; Fabaceae. The record is from RefSeq and is a predicted model, not a curated record.